Priceomyces carsonii is the source of this 1131-nucleotide messenger RNA. RefSeq lists its product as uncharacterized. Gene Ontology annotation, cellular component: membrane. Gene Ontology annotation, molecular function: transmembrane transporter activity. Lineage: Eukaryota; Fungi; Ascomycota; Pichiomycetes; Serinales; Debaryomycetaceae. The coding region runs from base 1 to 1131 and encodes 376 amino acids. The transcript has a single exon. Gene Ontology annotation, biological process: transmembrane transport. The record is from RefSeq and is a predicted model, not a curated record.
AUGAUGUAUGCUGGUAGAUUUAUCCUUGGGGUUGGUGUUGGUAUCGAAGGUGGAUGUGUUGGUAUUUAUAUAUCUGAAUCUGUGCCUCCGCAGGUCCGUGGUAAUAUUGUAUCGAUGUAUCAAUUUAAUAUUGCAUUGGGUGAGGUUUUAGGUUACGCUGUUGCCGCUAUUUUCUAUAAUGUUACUGGUGGCUGGAGAUAUAUGGUCGGUUCAUCUUUAGUGUUUUCUACUGCAUUGUUGGUAGGAAUGUUUUUCUUGCCAGAAUCACCUCGUUACUUGGUACAUAAAAAUAGAAUAGGUGAAGCAUUUGAUGUAUGGAAGAGACUUAGAGAUAUAAAUGUCAUGAGAAAUAAGAUUGAAUUUUUGGAAAUGAAGCAAGCUGCUGAUCAGGAGCACGAACGUAUGGAAAACAAGCUUGGUCUUAUGCAUGAUUUGAUCAAAAUUCCAAGAAAUCGUCGUGCUUUAGUCUAUGCUGUCAUCAUGGUUGGUUUGGGUCAAUUGACAGGAGUUAACGCUGUCAUGUAUUAUAUGUCUACUUUGAUGGCUAAAAUAGGUUUCACAACUAAGAAUUCGGUUUUCAUGUCAUUAGUUGGUGGUGGUUCAUUACUUAUUGGUACUAUACCAGCUAUCUUAUGGAUGGAUAAAUUUGGCCGUCGUGUUUGGGGUUUAAACAUCAUUGGUUUCUUCGUUGGUUUAAUCUUGGUAGGUAUUGGUUAUCAAAUUAACACAGCAACGAACCUUCCUGCUGCUGAAGGAGUCUACUUAUCUGGUAUUAUCCUCUACAUGGGUUUUUUUGGAUCUUAUGCUUGUUUAACAUGGGUUUUACCUGCUGAGUCUUUCGACUUAAGAACUAGAUCAAUUGGUAUGACCAUCUGUUCCACCUUCUUGUAUUUAUGGUCAUUUAUUGUCACCUAUAACUUUGACAGAAUGCAGAAGGCAAUGACAUACACAGGUUUGACUUUGGGUUUCUACGGUGGUAUUGCAUUCCUUGGUUUCUUUUACCAGAUAUUGUUUAUGCCUGAAACUAAAGACAAGACUUUAGAAGAAAUUGACGAUAUCUUUUCAAAGCCUACGAGAAGGCUUGUACAAGAUAAUAUUAAUAGCAUGAAGAGAUUUUGGAAUGUGAAAUAG